Fraxinus pennsylvanica is the source of this 939-nucleotide messenger RNA. NCBI's taxonomy places the organism in Eukaryota, Viridiplantae, Streptophyta, Magnoliopsida, Lamiales, Oleaceae. The record is from the annotation of a GenBank genome assembly.
AUGUGUCAUGCAGUGAGAAGGUCCUUCACGCUUUUCUCUUCUACCCAAUUGAUUCCAAGGAAGAUUCCAGCCUCCUCCCUUGCCUUGCCCCGACCCGGACCCGGCUUUUUGAGAUCUAUAAAAUCCCGUUUAUCAGGUGAUAACAAUUAUUACAUCACACUACCGGAAAUUUGUGGAGCGCAUCAAAAGAUGACAAUCUCUUCUGGUGAAAGCAGCACUUGUUCUCUGUCUCAACUUGCUCCUAUUGAGGCUGUGCUAUUUGACGUGGAUGGAACUUUGUGUGAUUCAGAUCCCAUCCACUAUUAUGCUUUCUGUGAAAUGCUUCCAGAGAUUGGCUUCAAUGGUGGCGUCCCAAUUGAUAGAGAAUUCUACAUCAAGCAUUUUGCUGGGAAGCACAAUGAUGAAAUUGCUUCUUUUCUUUUCCCUGAUGAUUUUGAAAGGGGUGUAAAAUUUUGUGAAGAGAAGGAAAAUAUGUUCAGAAGGUUGGCUGAGGAGAAGUUGAAAGCUGUAGAUGGUUUGUACAAAGUGAUAAAAUGGGUUGAAGACCGUGGUCUGAAAAGAGCUGCUGUUACUAAUGCUCCCAAACCAAAUGCUGAAUUUAUGAUCUCGACUCUUGGACUGUCAGAUUUCUUCCAUACCGUAGUUCUUGGAAGUGACUGUGAACAUGCUAAACCAUUCCCAGAUGCCUAUUUGAAGGCACUUGAAAUUCUCAACGUCUCGAAGGAUCACACAUUUGUAUUCGAGGAUUCUCUUUCGGGAAUAAAAGCUGGGGUUGCGGCAGGGUUGCCUGUUAUUGGCUUGACAACAGGAAAUCCGGCACACUUGCUGAUGGAAGCAAAGCCCACCUUUCUAAUUAAAGAUUACGAAGAUCCAAAGCUUUGGGCAGUUUUGGAAGAGCUUGAUAGCAUUGGAGGUGUGACAAAAGGUGCAGCAGCUUAA